Messenger RNA from Ciona intestinalis (vase tunicate), 1455 nucleotides. Its product is annotated as 3-ketoacyl-CoA thiolase, mitochondrial. Lineage: Eukaryota; Metazoa; Chordata; Ascidiacea; Phlebobranchia; Cionidae. Gene Ontology annotation, molecular function: acetyl-CoA C-acetyltransferase activity. Gene Ontology annotation, biological process: fatty acid beta-oxidation. Gene Ontology annotation, cellular component: mitochondrion. The record is from RefSeq and is a predicted model, not a curated record.
UUGUAUUACAAUUCUUUCCUAUUUCAUUUCUGAUUUUUUGGUUGCUGAGUUAAUUUUAGAAAUCCACUUAGAUUUAUAAAGUUUGAAUAGUCAUGGCUCUUCGAAAAGGUAUUUUCAUUGUUUCUGCAAAAAGAACUCCGUUUGGAGCAUUUGGAGGUGCUUUGAAGGGUCACACAGCCAAUGACCUUCAGGAAAUCGCCAACAAAGCAACUUUGGAGUCAGCUAACUUAUCCCCUGAAAAUGUGGAUUCUGUUUUUGUAGGAAAUGUUAUGCAAAGUUCAGCAGAUGCGGCUUACAUUGCAAGACAUGCAGCACUGCGUGUUGGUAUUCCUGUUCAUGUACCAGCCCUUACUGUUAAUCGGUUAUGCGGGUCAGGCUUCCAGAGCGUUAUAUCAGGAGCUCAGGAACUGGAAUUGGGCGUUGGAUCAGUUUCUCUGUGUGGUGGGUCGGAGAAUAUGAGUCAGUCACCAUAUGUAUUACGUGAUGCAAGAUUUGGGACCAAGUUGGGCAUUGACCUCAAGCUUGAAGACUCUUUAUGGGCCGGAUUAACAGACAUGCAUUGCAAAACUCCAAUGGGUGUAACGGCAGAAAACUUGGCUGAGAAGUAUGGAAUAACUAGGGAAGAUACAGAUGCUUACGCCAUGCUUACACAGCAAAGAUGGGGAGAAGCUCAGAAAAAUGGAAAGUUUGAUGCUGAGAUGAUUAAAAUGACGGUGAAAACAAAGAAAGGGCCACAGGAACUUUCUGUAGAUGAACACCCAAGACCAACAGUCACUAUGGAACAAUUAGCAAAGCUACCCCCAGUUUUCAAAAAGAAUGGAACUGUUUCGGCUGGAAAUGCCAGCGGAGUGUGUGAUGGAGCUUCUGCUGUGUUGCUUGCCACUGAAGAAGCAUGCCAGAAAUAUAACUUGAAACCACUGGCUCGUCUAGUUUCUUUUGCAUCUGUUGGAUGUGAACCAACAAUAAUGGGCAUAGGUCCAGUUAGUGCUGUUAACAAAGCCCUAGAUGCUUCACAGUUAAAACUUUCAGACAUGGAUCUGUGUGAGGUGAAUGAAGCGUUUGCUCCACAAUUCCUGGCUGUUCAGAAAGAACUUGGUUUAGAUCCAGCAAAAACAAACUUGUGUGGUGGUGCUAUUGCUCUUGGACAUCCGCUUGGUGCUUCAGGAAACAGAAUCACUGCUCAUUUAGCUCACCAGCUAAGUUCUUCGAAAAACCUCAAGUAUGCAGUUGGAUCUGCUUGUAUUGGUGGCGGGCAAGGCAUUGCAUUAAUUCUGCAAAACGUCAACUAAUCCAGGUCUUCCAAAUCCUGUUUGUUUAAUUUAGUAACCUGCCUACGGCGAACCUUACUAAUCUACCAAAGGCAAUCCAGAUUUAUGUUCAGAUUAUGUUUAUUAUAUGAAGUUCAUGAUGUUUUUCGUUUGAAAACAUAAAAUACAAAGAUUGGAAAUAUCGUGA